ACCGCACCGGGCUGAGGAGGCAGUUGAUGAGCAGACCAGACAAACAAGCUCCUCUCCGACCAGAAACGACCACGCAGCGUGCCGGAGCCGCAGAGACCAUGACGACCGGCGGCACAUCGAGGAGUGAAGAUUCACCUGCAGACCAGACGACCGAGUGAAGAGGCGGGAUGGCGGGGGGUCGGAGGGGACUUGUGGCCCCUCAGAAUACUUUUUUGGAGAAUAUUGUCAGACGGUCGAACGUUUGGACACUGUCACAUAGACAGACAGAUACCAACUUUGUCCUGGGAAACGCCCAGAUAGUAGACUGGCCCAUCGUCUACAGCAAUGAUGGUUUCUGCAAGUUGUCGGGGUACCACAGAGCAGAAGUGAUGCAGAAAAGCAGCACCUGCAGCUUCAUGUACGGGGAGCUCACGGACAAGGACACAACGGAAAAAGUGCGACUAACAUUCGAGAAUUAUGAGAUGAAUUCGUUUGAAAUACUGAUGUACAAGAAAAACCGGACACCUGUUUGGUUCUUUGUGAAGAUUGCUCCCAUUCGAAACGAACAAGAGAAAGUGGUCCUGUUUCUUUGCACAUUCAGUGACAUCACAGCCUUUAAACAGCCCAUUGAAGACGAUUCCUCUAAAGGCUGGGGAAAGUUUGCCCGACUGACUCGAGCUCUAACAAGCAGUAGAGGAGUCAUACAACAGCUGCAGCCCACAGUUCACAAAGGAGAGAAUGUCCACAAGCACUCCCGCUUAGCUGAGGUACUGCAGCUCGGCUCAGAUAUCCUACCUCAGUACAAACAGGAGACCCCCAAAACCCCUCCUCACAUCAUCCUGCACUACUGCCUCUUCAAGACCACGUGGGACUGGGUCAUCCUCAUCCUCACCUUCUACACGGCCAUCAUGGUUCCCUACAACGUCUCCUUCAAGACGAAGCAGAACAACGUGACGUGGCUGGUGGUGGACAGCAUCGUGGACGUCAUCUUCCUGGUGGACAUCGUUUUGAACUUCCACACCACGUUCGUCGGACCCGCCGGCGAGGUCAUCUCAGACCCCAAACUGAUCCGAAUGAACUACCUGAAGACCUGGUUUGUUAUCGACCUGCUGUCCUGCCUGCCGUACGACGUCAUCAACGCCUUCGAGAAUGUAGAUGAGGGGAUCAGCAGUCUGUUCAGCUCGCUUAAGGUGGUCCGGCUUCUCCGUCUGGGUCGGGUUGCCCGUAAACUGGAUCACUACAUUGAGUACGGGGCGGCUGUGCUGGUCCUGCUGGUGUGUGUUUUUGGACUGGCCGCUCACUGGCUGGCAUGCAUUUGGUUCAGCAUCGGUGAUUACGAGGUUAUCAAUGAAGAAACCAACUUCGUGCGCACGGACAGCUGGCUCUACAUCCUGGCCGAGACGUACGGCACACCGUACCGCUUCAACGACAGCGGUUUAGGGAAGUGGGAGGGCGGGCCGAACAAAGACUCGGUCUACAUCACCUCGCUGUACUUCACCAUGACCAGCCUGACGAGCAUCGGCUUCGGUAACAUCGCCCCGACCACAGAUGGAGAGAAAAUCUUUGCAGUGGCCAUGAUGAUGAUUGGAUCUCUUCUUUACGCCACCAUCUUUGGUAAUGUGACGACAAUCUUCCAGCAGAUGUACGCCAACACCAAUCGUUACCAUGAGAUGAUUAACAGCGUCCGAGACUUCCUCAAGCUCUACCAGGUGCCAAAGGGCCUGAGUGAAAGAGUUAUGGACUACAUCGCCUCCACCUGGUCCAUGUCGCGGGGAAUAGACACUGAAAAGGUGUUGCAGAUUUGUCCGAAGGACAUGAGAGCAGACAUCUGUGUUCAUCUCAACCGGAAGGUGUUCAAAGAGCACCCGGCUUUCCGGCUGGCCAGCGAUGGGUGUCUCAGAGCGCUGGCCAUGGAGUUUCAGACCAUCCACUGUGCCCCCGGCGACCUGAUCUACCACGCUGGUGAAAGCGUGGACAGCCUCUGCUUUGUGGUGUCGGGAUCGCUGGAGGUCAUCCAGGAUGACGAGGUGGUGGCCAUUUUAGGUAAGGGAGACGUAUUUGGGGAUGUUUUCUGGAAAGAAGUGACUCUCGCUCAAGCCUGCGCCAACGUCCGAGCUCUGACCUACUGCGACCUCCACGUCAUUAAACGAGACGCCCUGCAGAAGGUGCUGGAGUUCUACACGGCGUUUUCCAACCACUUCUCAAGGAAUCUGCUGCUCACUUACAACCUGCGGAAAAGGAUCGUCUUCCGAAAGAUCAGUGAUGUGAAACGAGAGGAAGAGGAGCGACAGAGACGUAAGAAUGAAGCCCCUUUGAACUUGCCACCGGAUCACCCGGUGCGAAAACUCUUCCAACGCUUCCGACAGCAGAAGGAAGCCCGCCUGGUGCCCGAAAAGCCAGAACUAGAUGAUCACGAUAUCGAGAAGGGCCCUGUGUACGUGGACAUCCCGAUAGCUAAAGCGGCCAUCACAACUACCAGCAUCGUCACAGUGACGGAAAGCCCAGCAACACCCUCUUCUUCAACGCCUGCAUCUUCGACACCCCCCAACUGUCCUCCCUCAGACAAGGCGAAGCUGCAGGUACCAGUACCCGUUUCUCUGAUAGGAGGCCGCGCUAAUGAACCAGUCAAAAUCAAAGGCUGGGGUCUCUUCAAGGAGUCCGUGGCCAAAGCCGACAACUGGAACAAAGUGUCCAAAGCUGAAUCCAUGGAGACUUUACCGGAACGGACCAAGGCGCACGAGUCACAGAUGUCUCUAAAGAAGACAGACUCAUGUGACAGCGGUAUCACUAAAAGUGACCUGCGCCUGGACAAAGUGGGCGAAUUCCGCUUGACGCCCCAGGACCGCAGUCCCGUCCAGCCUCCGGAGACCAGGCACACCUUCUACCCCAUCCCGGAGCAAACGCUUCAGGCGUCGCUCCAGGAGCUCAAGCUGGAGCUGAAGGACGAUCUCAAGAGCCUGGAUGACCGGAUGUCCGGUCUGGAGGCGCAACUCACAGAGGCACUUCAACUCCUCAAGGCGAGGAGAUCAAGUGCUGGCUCUCCGCAGCCGCUUUUUGACAUUUCUAGACCUGCGUCACCAGAGCUGGACAAAGAGGACAUCUUCUCUUGAGGUAUGGAAGGUUAACUCGUCAAUAUAACUGUGCACUCUGCAGAAAUGCAGGAAUCCAGUAAUAUCCAUAUUACUUGGAUAGCUGAGGCUGCAUCGGGCACACCUUUUGGAUUAGCAACAGCGUGGUCUUAAAGACGCACCGGCCUUUGUCACAGGGGUGUACCUGUCGCUUAGCAGAGGAAACGUCGAGGUCGUAGCCCAGAUUUUGCUGUCAUAACACUGAACACUCGGAGGUUAAGAAAACACUGACAGCUCCAUGUUUGUACAUAAGUUUGAUUUAUUUUUCCAUCGCACUUUAAUGGAAAAAUAGCUCGAGUGGUUAGAUUUUCAUCUCGAUUUUAGAGAGUGUUAUAACAGAAGAACAUAGUUGUAUCUCUGUUGGGAAGAGAAUAGAAACCGCAUGACCCACUGGUUUGUGAUGAAUCAUUUGAAUGAGAUUCUUUGCAUGUCACAUAAAAUAGACGUGUGCCUCAAAUUGCAGAUUGUGCAUAUUUGAUUGAUUGAGGCCACGCGGCGAUGUCAUUUGCAUUAUUUCACCAUGACGGUGGGAAAGGACAGAUGUUGACACAGUCUCAGUCAUUUCCUUCAAGGAAUUGAUGAACUGUUCUUAUUAUAUCAACUGCCAGGAUCAUUAUGAAUUAUACAACUCUGGCCAAGCAAUCAGAUUUUCAAAGACAUUUUUCAGCAGAGCUUAUAAUUCCCAUAAACCAUGGAGAGAUGGGCUUGAUGAAAAGGCAGCAGUGAGCAAGUUAUCCAUCUUUCUGGAUAUCUAGUAUUUGUUCUACACAAACGCUACAACCACACAUGAUACAUGUAAAUGAUACAUCAUGUAUGAGAGCGAUGCAUUUUUAGCUUUGGUGAUGCAUAAUUCAGUGAUGCAUAACUAGGUGAUGCAGAUGGUAUGAUAGUGGCUGUGCCCCUUGCAUUAUUUUAAAAUUGUCAAGAACAUAGUGAUGAAUUCCGUUUUGCACAAUAUUUCUAAAAAUGAAAUGUAUUCAUAAUUAAAAUUUUAAAAAAAAAAGUGCAGAGUUGUUCAUGUAAACAGACCCAGAUAGUCACUGGAACUUGUUUUAGUGAUGAAUUUCGCCUUUACUGGCCACUGAGGUACAUUUUUAUAUAACAGCAGAUAGCAUGCAUGAUUUAAUGUUUCUGUGAUAGCAUUCACUGGAGAAAAAAAACAUGACACCAGAUACAAGUUGACUAUUAAUAAGGGACACAAAUCAAAAAUGAUCAGGCGAAGAACAAGCGAUCGCUUUUACAAUCAACACUUGAAAUGAUGACGGCACUUGCAAAUGGCAUGGUAGUACAAAAUGUAAAAUGUGCUUUAUUUAAAGGAACACUUCACCCUCAAAAUGAUUAUUUGUGUAUCAAUUACUCACCCAGUGUUACCUUGAAUUUGUGAAGAAAAAAUUCUCGCAUCCCUUUCCGGUUAACAAAGAAGCCAAAAACUUGAUUUAAACAAUAUAAUGGUAAUUGGGUAAUAUUAAUUGCAAAACAAUGUUGAAAUACAUCAGACAGUAAGUUUGUUAAAUGUCAUAACUUUCUCUUUAAAUUAUAAUUUUUAUUUUUUUUACAUUUUAACAUAAUUUCAAUUUUAACAAAAAGGAAAACACAAUUUACAGACCAGCGAACAAAAACAGAACGAUUUUAGAUGAGUUGUUCCAGAUCAACAAUCCGUCUUGCCUGUACUGUAUGGCAACAUUGUUUGACUGAUGGAAGGAUUCCUCCUAAAUUAUAUUGUUAACCGAAAUAAAUCGAUGUAAAUAAAUUGGUACUAUAUUGGAAAGACAACAGAGAAUAGGCAUCAGUAUGGGGGAUAGUGAGAAGACAGUGUAGAGACAAAUGUGCUUUUGAGCAUUUCUGUGGGAACUGAAAUCAAUCAUUACAGAACCCAAAUAAGUCCACAGAAAAAGAUGCAUCAGAUGAAGCAGAGAGUUCUGUCAUCAAGCAAUAAUUAUGCAUAUUUAGCUGUUGCAGUAGAAAUUUUAAAUCAGUUGAGGCUCUUAAAAAACUAUGAAUAAUGGAAGAAAGUCAGUAAAUAUGACUAAUUUUUGAACCCAUCAAAGGUUGUUUUCUUUUUGCCAGUGUUAUGAAAUCCAGAAUAAAAUCAUUGCUAGUCAUAGUCAGGAUCUUAAGUAUACAGUCUUUUACAUGGCACAAAAAUAACCAUCGUUCUAUAUAAUUUAUUGUUCAUAUGGAUAAUUUAUGUUCACCACAUGCCUUUUUUCUUAUCAAGACAAAAGACGAGCUGAGACAGACACGGCCGAGAGGGAAAAGACGCUGAGUUUUUCUCCCAACACAUUCUGUGGCUCCAUUUUCAUCAAAAAUUCAGCUCACUUAAAAAUGAAUGGGCAUGUCAUCACAGAAGUGAGAAGUCAUUUUGUUUACAGCCAGUGGUUGUGGGUCUUUAUGGGUUUGCUUUUA
Molecule: messenger RNA, 5513 nt
Organism: Anarrhichthys ocellatus (wolf-eel)
Lineage: Eukaryota; Metazoa; Chordata; Actinopteri; Perciformes; Anarhichadidae
Gene: kcnh1a
Product: potassium voltage-gated channel, subfamily H (eag-related), member 1a
Exons: 13
Coding region: 168-3089 (973 amino acids)
Biological process (GO): regulation of membrane potential; potassium ion transmembrane transport
Cellular component (GO): plasma membrane; voltage-gated potassium channel complex
Molecular function (GO): delayed rectifier potassium channel activity
Source: RefSeq, a predicted model, not a curated record